CUAAUUCUACUGCUCAAAGAGAGAGACUUUUGCAGAACCCAAGGGUUAAUUUUUCUUCUUUAUCCUUUAAUAUUCUUAAAUUUUUUUAUUUUGCCCUGUUUCUUGAUGAGACUCUGCUGAUCAGUAUUCAGAAACCCAAUAUAAAGGAGUGAAAAGAGAAGAAAAAAAAAAAGGGAGCAAACCAAUAUUUUCUCUUUCUUUGUUUUCAUUAAACAGAGCCUUUUUUUAGUAUUCAGACAUUUUUUUUCUUCCAUUUUUUCUAUUUAUUUGUCUUUCUUGAUUUCCCCCUUUUUCUUUACUUUCCAUCGUAUGUUGUCCGGAGAAAUGUGGGAUCUCAAUGAUUCGCCGGAUCGGAGAGGGGACGGCGGGUCGGAGGGCGAGAAGGGGAAACGGGUCGGGUCCUUUUCGAACUCGGGCUCGUCGGCGGUGGUCGUUGAGGACUGCUCCGACGAAGAUGACGCCGAGAGGGCCACCGGCGCCCGGAAGAAGACCAGCCGAAUCUUCGGGUUCUCUCUGGGCGAGGGGAACGGCUGCGGUGGAGGCGGCCGGAGCUCCUCUCCGGUGACGCGGCAGUUUUUUCCGGUGGAGGAGCCGGAGACGACGGCGGCCGGGGGAGGGGCGCCACCCGAUUUCCCGAGGGCGGCCCACUGGGUGGGGGUCAAGUUCUGCCGGCCCGAGCACGGCGGUGGGACCGCGCCGGGAAAGCUUCCGGCGGCGGCUGACGCGGCGCAGCCGCUCAAGAAGAGCCGCCGUGGUCCCCGGUCGAGGAGCUCCCAGUACAGAGGGGUCACGUUCUACCGGAGGACCGGUCGGUGGGAGUCGCACAUAUGGGACUGUGGAAAGCAGGUGGUUUUGAUACAGCUCAUGCUGCAGCCUGGUGAGCUUCUUCUUGCUAUUUCAAUUAAUAUCCUUUUUAAAAGUGCAUAUGAUAGGGCAGCAAUUAAGUUCCGAGGAGUGGAAGCAGACAUAAACUUUAGUUUGGAGGAUUAUGAAGAUGACUUAAAACAGAUGAGCAAUCUAACAAAGGAGGAGUUUGUGCAUGUACUAAGGAGACAAAGCACUGGUUUUCCAAGAGGGAGUUCAAAGUAUAGAGGGGUCACUCUGCAUAAAUGUGGUAGAUGGGAAGCAAGAAUGGGCCAAUUUCUGGGCAAAAAGUAUGUCUACUUGGGUCUCUUUGAUACAGAAAUUGAAGCUGCCAGGGCUUAUGAUAAAGCAGCAAUCAAAUGCAAUGGGAAGGAAGCUGUCACCAAUUUUGAUCCCAGUACUUAUAAAGAAGAACUCAGUGCUGCAGAGCCUUCCAGUAGUAGUGCAGCAGACCAUAAUCUGGACCUCAGUUUAGGCAACUCUACAUCAAGGCCUCAUGAGAACAAUGUGAAUUCGAUUGGGAUCGACAACUCCCGAAGAAGAGAUGGCAUAUACAACGAGACCGAAACAUUGCAACUUCUAACCCAAACGCACCUUAACUCACCGGGCUCGUUUAAGGUCACGAACAACAACAAUGAUCAUAUUCAAAGAUUCGGACCUUUAAUGAAUAGACCAACAAACGAACCCCAUAACGCGUUUGAUCAUCAAAUGCUUGGCCCACCAUUCAACUCCUCAAAUUAUCGCGUAUGA
This is a messenger RNA of Striga asiatica, 1614 nucleotides long. NCBI's taxonomy places the organism in Eukaryota, Viridiplantae, Streptophyta, Magnoliopsida, Lamiales, Orobanchaceae. The record is from the annotation of a GenBank genome assembly.